Lecanosticta acicola is the source of this 518-nucleotide messenger RNA. NCBI's taxonomy places the organism in Eukaryota, Fungi, Ascomycota, Dothideomycetes, Mycosphaerellales, Mycosphaerellaceae. The record is from the annotation of a GenBank genome assembly.
AUGUCUGGAGAGCAGGGACACCGGUUAUACGUCAAGUACGUUCGCCCUCGUCGUCCCCUUCGAACCCACUGCGAAAGAGUCGGCUGCGAGAUGAAUAUCAACUCAAGAAGGCGAUCAUGGAAGAGGAUGCUAACACAGUAUUUCUGCAGGGGCAAGCACCUUUCCCACCAGCGCGGCAAGCGUAACACCAACCCGGGCACGUCGCUCAUCAAGAUCGAGGGCGUCGACGACCCGAAGGCCGCAUCUUUCUACCUGGGCAAGCGCAUCGCAUACGUCUACCGCGGCAAGAAGGAGAUUAGGGGCACCAAGAUCCGUGUCAUCUGGGGCAAGGUCACGCGGACGCACGGUACGACAUCGUCUCUGAAAUACAAAGUACCUGGAUAGGGAAGAAGAGGAUAGUGACUAACGGACAUGAUACAGGCAACUCCGGCGUCGUGAGGGCACAGUUCCGCAACAACCUCCCAUCCAAGUCUUUCGGCGCCAUGGUGCGCAUCAUGCUCUACCCAUCCUCGAUAUGA